AUGUCCUGACUCUGCUCUGUCAGAGCACCUCUCAUUUUCUCCUCACUCCACUGAUUGUGUUUCAUCCAUUUUCUUUUUUUACUGUACAUGGCGUGACGGUUUAACAAGGCUCCUUCCAACAGAUACAUGCAGUAUAAACAACAGAGGCCUAGUAUGGGGAGCCGACUUAAUGUAACUGUUUGAAAAGCAGAGCAGAGCCGUGUGCAGAAGCAGCGCCCAUGUGGAGGGGAGAAGCACAAGGACCGUGUGCAAACCGCGUGUGGCGCAGAGGAGAGACCGAAAACAACCAGGCGCAGUCUGAGGUUGUAGGAACUAGUGGAGAUGAGUAGUAAUGAGUGUUUUGGAUGCGGACGUACCGGCCACUGGAUCAAGAACUGUCCGAAUGCCGGGCGGGGACGAGGCAAGGGCCGCGGGAGGGGGGAAAGGGGGAAAGAUCUGUUCUGCUAUCGCUGUGGAGAGCCUGGUCACGUCGCCAGGGACUGUGAGAGGACUGAGGAUGCGUGUUACAACUGUGGUCGUGGAGGACACAUCUCCAGAGACUGUAAGGAGCCCAAGAAGGAGAGGGAACAGGUCUGUUAUAACUGUGGCAAGGCCGGCCAUGUGGCCCGGGACUGUGACCAUGCCAACGAGCAGAAGUGCUACUCCUGUGGAGGCUUCGGACACAUCCAGAAGGGCUGUGACAAGGUCAAAUGUUACAGGUGUGGUGAGAUCGGCCAUGUUGCCGUCCAGUGCAGCAAGGCCAGCGAAGUCAACUGCUACAACUGUGGAAAGUCUGGUCACCUGGCUAAAGAAUGCACCAUCGAGGCCACGGCCUAGCGCUCUGCUGCCUUCCUACGCCCCUCCCUUUUCACAUGGAUGGUUGUAUUAUUUUGUCUGAAUCGUCCCCUCUGGCCCACAGCAGGCUACGGAGGAUAGUCCCACACCAGUCCGCUGGAAAAGCAGGACAGGGGGGUAAACAUCCACUUUCUGCAUUUAAUCAAACAUGUUUGUUUAGUUUGGUAGAGGUUAAUGUAUAAUGCUUGUUAAAGAACCCCCUUUCCAUGCCACUGGUGACCAGGGAUGAAUGAUGAGUGGAUGCCCUCCCUACCAGGUCUGGGAAACCAGCACUUAGUGAGAGUGAGUGGGUAGGAAGUCUGAGCUUCCCAUAAAGAUUGACUUUGUUUUAGUUUUCUUGAACAAAACGGAGUCUACCUGCAAGAGAGUGACUGACAGCAGCCCCGGCCAGCGGUCAUUAUGUUUACGGCUCAGUCCAACGGCAGCAGGCAGACAGACAGAUAGACGGCAGCAGGCAGACAGACAGAUAGACGGCAGCAGGCAGGCAGACAGUCCAAUGGCAGCAGGCAGGCAGGCAGACAGACAGACGGCAGCAUGCAGACAGACAGUCCAAUGGCAGCAGG
This is a messenger RNA of Salmo salar (Atlantic salmon), 1397 nucleotides long. NCBI's taxonomy places the organism in Eukaryota, Metazoa, Chordata, Actinopteri, Salmoniformes, Salmonidae. The record is from RefSeq and is a predicted model, not a curated record.